This is a messenger RNA of Rhinocladiella mackenziei CBS 650.93, 5001 nucleotides long. RefSeq lists its product as uncharacterized. Gene Ontology annotation, biological process: protein phosphorylation. The transcript is spliced from 2 exons. Bases 1 to 5001 code for a protein of 1666 amino acids. Lineage: Eukaryota; Fungi; Ascomycota; Eurotiomycetes; Chaetothyriales; Herpotrichiellaceae. Gene Ontology annotation, molecular function: ATP binding; protein kinase activity. The record is from RefSeq and is a predicted model, not a curated record.
AUGGUCUCCAACAGCCAGAUCAUGGAUAACCAGCGUCAGCAAUAUCUUCCCGGGCCUCCCCCCCCCCCAGGUCAAGGUACUCUGGGCCAUCUUCCACCUCCUCCGCCCCGACCAUAUCCGCAGUCCAAUCUGCCUCCUCCGCCUCCAGGGCCGCAUCCAUCAGCGGCCCUACCGUUAGGGAGCGUUUUCGGAAUUCCUGGGUCGCAAUGGCAACCGCCAUGGGGAAGAUCUGGAUUGGGUCAAAAUAUCCCCCCUCCACCGCCUAUGGUCGGCCACAAUCAGGCCCAAGUCCAAAAUUUGCCCUACGGUAUGCGCCAGCCGUCUCAUCUCAACAUACCACCUCCACCUCCACAGAAUGAUAAACCAAUUCUGUCCGCGACAUUUAUCCCGACGGGCGAUUCCUUCGGUCCAGGAGUGGGAAUCCCUCCCCUUGAUGAUUAUUCGUCAUACUCCCGGUACGACACUCCAUUCACUUCGGAACCCUCCCUCUCUCAUUCGGAGCAGAAAUACUUGGACGGUACAACGACGUCGCACAGUUAUUCUUACCCAAAUCCGUCUCAGCCCAAUCCUGAUAUUGCCAACAGAGAAUCCCGUGCUGCCUCGGCAUCUUCUAACAGGCCUUCGUUCACUCUCCCGCUCCGUGACAUCAAUGAGCCAGUCUCUCCCGGACCCCCUACUGCCACAUUGCAGAAUCCCCAAACAAGUGGUGACCACAAUCGACAGCGAGCGCACAGUGCGGCCGUCACCAGCAAUACUUCGAGCGAGAUUGGAUCGCAAUGGCCAUUAGAGCGUGUUCUCAUCUGGCUAGCAGCCAACGGAUUUUCCAAUGAUUGGCAAGAGACAUUCAGACUCCUCAAGCUUCAGGGCUCGGAAUUUCUCGAUCUCGGCCGUGGUCCCAAUGGACGAGGCAAUUUAGGCAUGAUGCAUCAGACAAUCUAUCCUCAGCUUGCCAAGGUCUGUUCUGGCAGCAAUACGGGAUGGGAUCAAGGUCGAGAGCGUGAAGAAGGCAAGAGACUGCGGAAACUGAUCUCGCGACUUGUAGAACAGGGCGGGGAAGGCCCAGCUAGCGCAGGUAUCGGGCAUCGAAGACGCGAGUCUGGCAUUAUUCCGAGUGCAUCCACAGAAGGCACCUUGGAAAAUUCGCCUCACCUCCCUCGAUCGGAGUUUGGCAGCACUCCUGGCACCGCGGGGACUGAGGGAAGCCCGGGAAAGCAAAUGCCUGCACAAUUUCCGGUAGGAUUAGGUCCCCGAAACUCCCAGGGACGAAGCAGCACGAUGCCGGUUUUCAGCAAGCAUAGCAGCACUGCUUCCACUCCAAGCGAUCCCAAGCCGCCAGACAGCCUUCAUGGCGCCACCCGCGCUGACUAUACUAGAGGUGUUUUGACCGGUAUCAGCAGCCGUGGUCGCCACAGCCCGAACCUCUCGGGCGACAAUUCCACCAGUUUAUUACCAAAAGGCUUUGAGGCCUCGCCAAACGCCAGUCCAGGCCUAGUGAACGCCGUGCCCGUAUCAGACUCGAGUUCCUCUCAAACCUACCGGCCCGACCACAGUAAGAGCAACAGCACUGACUCCAUGCCCAAGGCAAGCAGCCAACCUCGGUCUACGGUUGGUAAUCAAGGCGCAUCUGAACCCGGCAGAAGUGCGGCAUCUGGAUCCUCUGAUGGCGCAGCUUCUGGACGGUUCUAUGCGGAUCGACGCGACGCGCAGGAAAUGGCAAGACCCUCACCACUCGAGGUCCAACGGACAUGGAGCAACGACUACGCUCCAGGACCAGGAGGAAAAGAUCAGAGCAAAGGCUUUUUGAGCAAGUUCAUGAGGAAAAGGCACGAGCAUAGUCAACCUCCUCCGGAAGAUCAUGUGUUGGAAUCACCCACGAGUCCAGGAGGUUUCCGGCUGUUCUCGAAACCUGGUGCGAAUGGCAGUGAUUCAGCACUACUCCAACGUCCAGCUUCGGUGAGCGUGGCAAGCGAAGAUGAGAAAUCCACAUAUCCCGUCCGCCGGGGAACCAACAUUUCAAGACGAUAUAUGUUCGUCACGCCAGAUUGUUGGAAUUACCGACUCGUCGAUGUGACGGAGGUGGAUACUGCAGCUUCGUUGCGGAGUCUUAUUUGUGUCGAGCUCGGGAUAGCGGAUUCCGAAUAUGCCCAGAUUUUCGUCACCGAGCCCGGACAAACUGAUCAUGAAAAUCCGCUUUCAGACAACAUGCUGCUUGCUGUACGAAGUCGAACGGAUAAUUCAGGAAGCUUGAAGCUCUACGUGCAAAGCCCCACGUUGUCGGCCGUGAGGGGACCCAGUGCUCAAUCCGCCGGAUUAGGUGUUUCUUUGGGCCAAAAAGGGGAAGGGCCUCUGCGGGGUGCACCUAUGGUCAAGUCCAAUUCAUCUGGUGGAAUCGACCGUAAUGGAUAUCCGUUGAAUCCAAGUCCGGGAGCAGAUCAAACCGUGACAGACCCCGUUCUGCUUCAGAAACAAGCAGAAGAGUAUCGACGACAAACAGAGGCCAAGCACAAGGCAUUUCUCGAGACUCGUCGGGCACAGAAAGAACAAAGUUCCACAUAUAGUGGAGGCGGCAUCCGCGGAAGUACAGUCAUAGACUUUGAUAGUCCACGACUGUCGCCUUUUGAGGACAAGAAGGUGGAGAAUCUUGUACCUGUCCGACGGCCGCCAACAGCGCCGGCCGAGUCUACGACUCUGACCAAAGUCAAUUCUUUGAGAGCAAAGGGAUCAGGCAGUAGAUCCUCUCUGGAUGCCUUGAAGCGAAUUUCUGAUCCAAUCGCCGAAGAAGACAUGGACCGUGGAAAGAAAAAAACCAGUGGUUCCCCGGCAAUUGCUUCGGGUGGAAUUGGUGCUGCUUUGGCCAAUGUUGGUAAGAUGGCCGGGGCACCAGCGGCUUUAAGUAGCCAGGGCAUGCAGCAAGACCGAAAUCGAGCCAUGUCAGGUGGGUCGCCUCGUCCCGACUUGACCAGGGGUAAAGGCAAUAUGUUGUUCAGAGUUCCUAACUAUGAAGAAGGUUUCGGCGAGCCAUAUCAAGACAAUCGGCCACGCAAUCUUGCCUUGGACAACGCACGACGAUUCGGACCUUCUCCCAAUGUCAGUCCUUCUAGUGAGACCGCACCCCGACCUGUUCUUCAAACCAGAAAGUCGUACGGUCCAGAUCUUGAAUUCAAAGAGACGAACGUUUCGUUUGCUCCAUCGCCACAUCCGAUGAAGGAUGAAAAUUCCGACGAUGACUCCGACGAUGGCUUGUUUGCGAUUCCUUUGGCCAACAAAUCCAUGUCUAAGAGUGAUGGUCAAAUGGUCGGCGGCAAAGAUCAAAGACCGGCGCUGACAGUCGACACGGAUCACAACACCGGCAAGAAUGUUCGAUUCAAGUCACCAAGCUCAUCAAGUGGAGUCUCGUUGAAUCAGAAUCCUGGAGAUGAGAGCGCCACGACAAGCGGAGAGGCCUACGAACGGAGUCUCUCUGAUGGCAGUUUUAGUGGUUCUGCGCAGUCGCCAGAUGAUCGGAUGAGUCGGAGAGACUCUUUCAUUAGUGAUAUCUGGGCGAAUCGACCGGCCGUGGAAAAUGUUGUUCAUCAUCUCGACGAAUUUUUUCCGGGGGUCGAUCUCGAUAAACCUUAUCUUGAAGAAAUGGGAGAUAACAAUUCUCCGAUGAAGUCGGCCGAUCACGAUGCUCUUGACAAUUUCCAGAAUGCGUCAACAGGAGGCAUUACGUUUGGCACCGCAGGUCUGGAUCUUGAAUUCAAUCGGAAGAGUGAUUCAGACACUCUGGGAUCCGAUGAAUCAACUCUCAAAGCUAAAGACCGUGACAAAGUCGCCAGCGUGGCGCAGAGACAAGUUGGAAAGGCAACAGGCGGUAUUUCCCGAAUGAAAUCCAUCCGCGAAGUUGCACAAAAGAGGAAUGACAUCGGAAGAGGACCAUCCGUCGCAGCUCGGGUCGAGCAAGCCAAUGCCGGCAGCAUCGUUCGCCGGAAGAGCACGAAGAUGUUUGGUGGCAAAAUUGUCCAGAUCAGACCGAAGCCGGGCAACCGGCUCUCUACUCUCGAUCCAAUACCGCAAGAAGAAGUCCCUACCGACGACACGCCCAAGCGACAGGCAACAUUCAAGAUCAUUCGUGGUCAACUUAUCGGAAAAGGUACCUACGGACGUGUCUAUCUCGGUAUGAACGCGACAACCGGUGAAUUCCUGGCCGUCAAGCAGGUCGAAGUAAAUCAGAAAGUGGCAAGUCACGACAAAGAUCGCAUCAAGGAAAUGGUGGCGGCCCUCGACCAGGAAAUCGACACCAUGCAGCAUCUCGAGCAUCCCAACAUUGUCCAAUAUCUUGGUUGUGAGCGCAAAGAAUAUUCCAUCAGCAUUUAUCUCGAAUAUAUUCCCGGUGGUUCGAUCGGGAGCUGCCUUCGCAAGCAUGGAAAAUUCGAGGAAUCAGUGGUUCGAUCACUGACCCGACAAACUUUGGAAGGCCUCGCUUAUCUUCAUCACGAAGGUAUCCUCCAUCGGGAUUUGAAAGCCGACAACAUCCUCCUCGAUCUGGACGGAAGCUGUAAGAUCUCUGAUUUUGGUAUAUCGAAGAAAUCGGACAAUAUCUACGGCAACGACGUCACCAAUAGCAUGCAAGGUUCCGUCUUCUGGAUGGCACCAGAAGUGGUUCGGUCACAAGGACAAGGAUAUAGCGCCAAAGUUGACAUAUGGUCCCUUGGCUGUGUGGUCUUGGAAAUGUUUGCAGGAAAGAGACCGUGGAGUCGAGAAGAAGCCAUCGGUGCCAUCUUCAAGCUGGGAAGUCUCAGUCAGGCCCCACCUAUACCCGAAGACGUACAAUCGACCGCAACAGUCGACGGCUUGAACUUUAUGUACGACUGUUUCCAGGUUAAUCCAACUGACCGACCGACCGCCGACACACUCCUUCGACACUCCACAUUCUGUGUUCCGGACCCGUACUACAAUUUCUACGAUACCACAUUGGCGGCGAAAUUGAGAAAUGUAGAUGGAACUGGACUGGGUGGUUGA